CCGGGGAGUGAAUUUUCUGGAAGGCGACUUUAAAGGCGCCGGGCCGGAGCGAAGGGCGUCUUGGUGCCGCGCCAGCCGGAGAGGACGCAUUUGGUGGCAGGAAGCGAGCAGCGUCGAGGUCGUGGCGGAACCAGACGGCGACCCGCUCAGGAUGAACCACAAGAGCAAGAAGCGCAUCCGCGAGGCCAAGCGGAGUGCGCGGCCCGAGCUCAAGGACUCGCUUGACUGGACCCGGCACAACUACUACGAGAGCUACCCGCUGAGCCCGGCGGCCGUGCCGGAUAACGUGGAGAGAGCAGAUGCUUUACAGCUGUCGGUGGAAGAAUUUGUAGAGCGCUACGAAAGGCCUUACAAGCCCGUGGUUCUGCUGAAUGCCCAAGAGGGCUGGUCCGCACAGGAGAAAUGGACUCUGGAGCGCCUCAAAAGGAAAUACCGGAACCAGAAGUUCAAGUGUGGUGAGGAUAAUGACGGCUACUCCGUGAAGAUGAAGAUGAAAUACUAUAUCGAGUACAUGGAGAGCACCCGUGACGACAGUCCCCUUUACAUCUUUGAUAGUAGCUAUGGUGAACACCCCAAAAGAAGGAAACUUCUGGAGGACUACAAGGUGCCCAAGUUUUUCACAGAUGAUCUUUUCCAAUACGCGGGGGAGAAGCGCAGGCCCCCUUACAGGUGGUUUGUGAUGGGGCCACCGCGUUCUGGCACUGGGAUUCACAUUGACCCUCUGGGAACCAGUGCCUGGAAUGCCUUGGUUCAGGGCCACAAGCGCUGGUGCCUGUUCCCGACGAGCACGCCCCGGGAACUCAUCAAGGUGACCCGAGAGGAAGGAGGGAACCAGCAAGACGAAGCGAUUACCUGGUUUAACGUUAUUUACCCCCGGACACGGCUCCCAACCUGGCCACCUGAAUUCAAACCCCUGGAGAUACUACAGAAACCAGGAGAAACUGUCUUUGUACCAGGGGGCUGGUGGCAUGUUGUCCUCAACCUUGACACCACCAUUGCCAUCACCCAGAACUUUGCCAGCAGUACCAACUUCCCUGUUGUGUGGCACAAGACGAUACAGCACGGGCAGCAGCAGUGCAAGCCACCCCCAGCCACCCCGUGCCACUGUGUCCCAACCCUGACCUGGAGGGACCAGCUCUCGGGGAUCCUGAAGCAGGAGCACCCUGAGCUGGCGGUCCUGGCUGAUGCUGUUGACCUGCAGGAGUCCACAGGCAUCGCUUCUGACAGCUCCAGUGACUCUUCCAGCUCCUCAAGCUCCAGCUCCUCAGACACAGACUCAGAGUGUGAAUCUGGGUCUGAAGGGGAUGGAACAGCACACCGCAGGAAGAAGAGAAGAACGUGCAGCAUGCUGGGAAACGGGGACACCACCUCACAGGAUGACUGCGUGAGCAAAGAGCGAAGCUCCUCCAGGUGACCACAUGCAGCCACUGUCUGUGCAAGGACGCGCUUGCAGCCGUGGGCAGAGCUGGAGGCAGCCCAUCGGAACCUGCAAAACCAGGGUGGGCUGAC
Messenger RNA from Acomys russatus (golden spiny mouse), 1509 nucleotides. It is a transcript of the gene Jmjd6, whose product is annotated as jumonji domain containing 6, arginine demethylase and lysine hydroxylase. Gene Ontology annotation, molecular function: histone H4R3 demethylase activity; P-TEFb complex binding. The coding region runs from base 152 to 1414 and encodes 420 amino acids. The transcript has 7 exons. Gene Ontology annotation, biological process: phagocytosis. Gene Ontology annotation, cellular component: cytoplasm; nucleus. Lineage: Eukaryota; Metazoa; Chordata; Mammalia; Rodentia; Muridae. The record is from RefSeq and is a predicted model, not a curated record.